Tyto alba (common barn owl) is the source of this 3359-nucleotide messenger RNA. It is a transcript of the gene RD3, whose product is annotated as RD3 regulator of GUCY2D. The record is from RefSeq and is a predicted model, not a curated record. Bases 164 to 757 code for a protein of 197 amino acids. The transcript is spliced from 3 exons. NCBI's taxonomy places the organism in Eukaryota, Metazoa, Chordata, Aves, Strigiformes, Tytonidae.
CGGGGGGGGGGGGGCGCCGGGCGCGCCUCCGCCCGCCUGGAGCCGGCGGCAGCGGGCGGGCAGCGGCGGCUCCGCUCAACUUCGGCGUUGGGGCGGCGCUGCCCCGGCCGCUCGCCUCAGCGCCGGCGGGACGGCAGCGGGUGACCGCGACACACAGAGCAUUAUGUCACUGGCUUCUUGGUUCAGGUGGAAUGAGCCCCCAAACCGCAUUUCCCAGAGGAACCCCACAGAAAUGGUGGUUGAGACGUUAAUGAUGGAGCUGAGCUGGCAGAUCAAGCAGGCAGAGAAGCAGCAGCGAGAGCGGGACAAUGAGUAUCGCAAGAUCAAGACUGGGGUGGACUACGGCUGGCUGGUCAGCUAUCCAAAGCAGAGCUAUGAUAUCAGCCCAGGAGAACGGCUGCAGCUGGAGGACAUGUGUACCAAAAUACAUCCUUCCUACUGUGGGCCUGCCAUACUCAGAUUCCGGCAACGUGUUGCUGAAUAUGAACCAGAAGUGCAGGAAGUAUCCCGGCUCUUCCGCUCUGUUCUGCAGGAAGUUGCUGAGAAGAUCAAAGAGGAGGAAGAGGCCAAGAAGCUUGCCAGGCAAUGGAACACAAAGAACAAAACCAGCCUCUCCUUAACAACAUUUAAGUCUCGGUCCAAGAUUUCACCAUUCAUCAGUGACAUCAAGACCAUCUCUGAGGAUGUGGAACGGGGCACCCAGCCCACCAGGAGGGUUUGGAGCAUGCCAGAAUUCCGGAAUGCCAAGGAUUACUGACUUUAUACUGAAUAAGGUUUUUAGACAGUGAUCUUUCAAAAGCCCAGUUAACCCUUUUUUAGCUCUACUAUUUCUUCUUUGUUCCAGCUCUCUCUUCCUGCCUGUCUCUGUUGGAAGCUGUGUCUGUAGUAACUGCUGUUGAUGCCCGCAGUCUGUGACACAGUUCAUUAACAAACAGGCUAGCCUUUCCUUUAAUUUAGUAGCUAUUCAGUAACCUUAAGGGCAAGGCUCACUUACUAUCUCAUUUUUAUUACUGCUUUCUAGUGAAAAAUGAAUUAGGUUUGUGAUGUCUGUCUUCUCCCUUUGCCCCUCAGCCUGGAUGUAGUUAUCUAUAAAAGCUUUUGGCCCAAACUAGUGAGAGCUGCUGGCUGGACCAAUCUUGCUGAAAGCAAGACAGCCACUUAGGUGAGUAAGGCUUGCAGGAUCAGGCCUGUGAGUUAAAGCCAGUAUCUGAUUUGGAAUGAAACUCCCUUUUCCAACUACUAAUCUUCCUCAGUGCUACAGGAAACUUCACAGGUAACUUCAGCAUUGCUCUUGAUCAGCUUUUUGCUGACAAUUCACAAUCCAACCUGAGUAGAAAGAGACCCAAGCUUUUUGAGAUGAAAGACCAAUAUUAUUCCACAGCAACCAGUUUAUGCAUGCUCAGGUUUCCUGGGUAUUUUCUCGUUUGUGCAGGUAGAACCCCCUCUGAAUCUUGUACCUGCAGAGUAGAUAGAAAUGUAACAACCUGCUGUGUAGAUAUACACGCGGAUACAUCAGUGCUGUGUCAAAUGCUGUUCUUGGUCCUCAGUGUUCUGUGUUGCUGAGGUAAGUGCUCCACUCCACAUCCUGGUAAGAAGGCAGUGGGCUGAAAUUAAUGUUUAUGGCUAAGCCUGAAAGAGUGCUAAAGUAUAGUAUCAACAUACAGAGAAGGGUGAAGGGAAUCAGCAUUCAUCUACUGGGCUCUUUGUGCAGUUGCAAUAGUGGAGGUUGUUUUAACAAGCUGCUGCUGUGAGUAACUGAAAGACUCUGGUAGGUGAAGGUUUGUUUUCUCCAUCUUCUCUCAUGAGUGCUCAGAAGAGAGUUUCCCAGUAUCACAGGCUGCUGGCCAGUGAGUUGAUACUAUUACAAAAGAAUCCUCAGUGCACACCAAGUAGUCUGUAGGCUUGCACGGUUCUGCUGACACCUUUAAGAAACAGGUAAAUGCCACUAAGGAAAAGCUAGUAGGGCCCUAACUUAGCAUCUGUAGGGUAAGCUGUCAGCAGCAAGGGAAAGAGAAUGGCACACUGUGAAAGUCAUGGGUCCCACAGAGAAGCCCAGGGCUAGGAUGCUUUGUGGUGACCAACAGGAGAUGGGGAAGGAAGAGAGGAAUUUUCCCGUAUGACUGGCUUUUGGGGAAUCAUCCCAGUGGGGUAUAGGCUCCUGGAAGGCCCUGUAGCUUUGUUGUUCUUUUGUCCGUUUCCGACUCUUUUCCCUGGGGAUCUUUGCAGCAGCAUGUGGGUACUACAGCCAAGAUAAAACCCUUUGAAGCUGUGCCAACUCUGGGAGGAAUUCCAGUACAUGAAAUCUAUCCUAGAGUCGAAAUGUGCAGUUUCUUCCAGAGAUGGGGGAGGGCAGCAUGAAACAAAGAUCAAGAUCAAACCCUUAAGAGAUCUCUAAGACUGUGGGAUUCUGGCUCUUCCUCUCUUUCCUCUGGGCUAUCUAAGAUUGAAAAGAAGGCUUUCUUACUAGCACCAGGCUCUAAUUUCUAGUCCCUUGGUAAACACUGCUGCCAGCAACCCACCUAGGGACAGAAAGCAGAAGCUCACUUUUAAUCAAAAACCCAGGGCUUCCAAAUACAGCAUCCAGUUUGGGACAGGCUAUUUCAGCUCUAGGUCAAUGAGGGAGAGGUUAAAGCCUUCUGACAAUCAGCUUGGUGUUUUUCAGCUGUAUGUCCUUGUGAAGUUAUGUGGUUGUGUAUAUGAAGUAAAAACAAAGGCUUGGCAUACUUAGCAUAGCCUUAGUUGCCUAGACAAUGUGGGACCUCUAGCAAGGGAUCACCACAAUUUGCAGAAAAAUUAUUGUUUGGAAAAAAGUUAACCAUUUUUUUUUUUAAAUAUAUAUAUAGUUGCAAGCCACUGUAUGGUACUGAAGGCUGAGUUCAUGAAUUUCAUGCUACAGCUCUGUAGUAAUUUUAUUUGCACUCACAUUCUAUUUGACACCUUCAGUAUUGACUGUAUUGAUGCAAUAUUUGAUGGACUGUGGGGAGAGACGGGACAUUCUGACACACUGACAUAAAGCUCUUUGUUACAGUACAGCGUCUGCAAUGCGUUCACUCUUUCUUAAGGAGAAUCAGGAAUAACUACCCUUCCUACACCAGUGUACAAAGCCAAGGAAAUCACCUGAAGGGUGUUCACACUAUCAGAGCAACCUAUGAUCAUACAGAGUUCUGCAUGAACAAUCUCCAGCUAGCAGAUGCCAUUCUCGUUUAACAGCCAGCAAAGGGAGACAAAUCUGACCUUUGGACAAAGCCAUGUAUGUUAUGGAGGCCAGGCUGUGACACUGCCUGCAACAGCUGCUUUGCCUCAACUUACCUAUCAUUUCUAUUUCUGCAAUAAAAUGUAAUCCAAACUUUUAAACAGUA